Molecule: messenger RNA, 9921 nt
Organism: Eimeria necatrix
Lineage: Eukaryota; Apicomplexa; Conoidasida; Eucoccidiorida; Eimeriidae
Exons: 8
Coding region: 1-9921 (3306 amino acids)
Cellular component (GO): nucleolus; nucleoplasm
Molecular function (GO): hydrolase activity, acting on ester bonds
Source: RefSeq, a predicted model, not a curated record
AUGCGCGUCAGAGGGUGCUCCUCCGUGUGGUGGCGGUGGCUAAAGGCAGCAGCUGUUGCUGCUGCUGCUGCAGCAGCAGGCGCGGGUUUGCUGCUGCUGAUUGCUACCUCCAUUGUGCCUCUCCACAAGGCCCGCAGCAGGCCCAGCAGCAGCUACUUUGCUGCUUGCUUCGGCGUGUCUGUUGCCAUGGAGAAGGUGCACUACGGCUUAAUUCAGGUGAUGCCUCUUUUGGCUAUGAAGCAAUUCUACUUGCUGCCCUCUCCAGAAGCAGCAGCAGCAAAAGAGCCAGCAGCAGCAGCAGCAGGGGAGGCAGCAGCAGCAGCAGCAGGGGAGCCAGCAGCAGCAGCAGCAGGGGAGGAGCCAGCAGCAGCAGCAGGGGAUUCGGAAGCAGAAGCAGAAGGGGAGCCGGGGGAAGCAGCGGGGGACGCAGCAGCAGCAGCAGCGGAGAAGUCGGCAAGAGCAGCAGCAGCAGCAGCAGCAGCAGCAGCAGCAGCAGCGCAGCAGAGGGCGAAGACCGGCAGGCGCAUAGGCCUGUCUUCGUUUCCCCUUUCUUACAUAACUUCGAACGCGGAGCUGCUGCGGCUGACUCCGCAGCAAGCAGCAGCAGUUGCUGCUGCUUCUCUGGACCCUGCUGCUGCUGCAGACGCAGCAGCAGAGGCAGCAGCAGCAGCAGCAGAAGCGGACGCGCGAGCCGCAGCCGCCGCAGCAGCAGACACAGUGCUGCUGGAAGAGCUCGGAGCCCUCUCCCCCCCCGAGCCACCUGCAGCAGCAGCAGCAGCAGCAGCAGCAGCAGCAGCAGGCGCUGCAGCAGCGCCGGGCUCCCCCUCCUCCUCCCCCCCAGCAGCAGCAGCAGCAGCAGCAGCAGCAGCAGCAGCAGCAGCAGCAGCAGGAAGCUGCGACGUGCAUCUGCUGCUGUUUGUGCACGGCCACCGGGGCUCUUGGACUUCCUUUUUCCCCUUGGCAGAAGCAGCAGCAAUUAGCGGCUUGUGGGGCGGCAGCAAACUGUACAGACAGCCUGCUGCUGCUGCUCCGCUGCCGCAGCAGCUGCUGCCGCAGACACAGGGGCCUCUCCGCUGGCACAGUUUUGCUGUUGACUUCAACGAGGAAGCCACGGCACUCCACCCCCUCCUCGUCGACCAGCAGGCGGAGUUUAUCCUGCGGAGUCUGCAGCAGCUGCUGCAGCUGUAUGCUGCUGCUGGGCAGCAAAUAUGCCACUUGGCCGUGGUGGCGCACUCCUUGGGGGGCCUCUCCGUGCUGCGGGCUGUGUCGCUGCAGCAGCAGCAGCGGCGGGGGGGCCCCCCCCAAGUGGACUUGGGGGCCCUCCCGCUGCUGUCUCUUUUCUUUAUUAAUUCUCCCUUAAGUGGCCACCAGCUGCUGCAGCAGCUGCCGAGUUUCCAGUUCAUGUACGGGCAGGUGCAUGCAGACUUUCCCGCGGCCCUGGGCCUCGCCCCCCCGCAGCAGCAGCAGCAGCAGCAGCAGCAGCAGCAGCAGCAGCGGGCGCUGCUGCUGCCGCGCACUGUGGGGCUCUUCAGCUUCUCCUCUGGAGUCCACGACAUUCUCGUCCACGAGUCUGUCGCGAGCUUUCCUGUCGAUACACCUGAGCUGGCCCCACACUUUUUGUGGGGCCGCUCCAAGCUCCGCAGGGCCAGGGCCCGGCUGCAGCAGCAGCAGCAGCAGCUGCAGCAGCAGCAGCAGCAGCUGCAGCAGCAGCUGCAGCUGCUGCAGCAGCACCGCGCGCGCCGCCGCCAGCUCCACAACACUGCACGCAGCCCCCCCGCCGCCUCGACCAGCAGCAGCGACACCCCCAGCAGCAGCACCAGCAGCACCCCCACCAGCAGCAGCAGCAGCAGCAGCAGCAGCAGCAGCAGCGCGGAGUGCGCGGGGCCGACUGGCUUGCUGCGCUGCGGGCUGCUGUCGCCAGCAGUUUUUUACCAGCGGGUUUCGCUGCCGCUGGCUUCAGGUGUACAUACACCUUCUUGCCACGAAUGUCCUCUUUUGUCUCCGCCGGAAAUAAAGCUGCUGGUGCAGCUGCUGCAUGCGCAGGCCACUUUGGCGCAGCAGCUGCAGCCUGCUGCUGCGCAGCUGCGGGCCUUUGUGCAGCAGCAGCAGCAGCCGCAGCAGCAGCAGCAGCAGCAGCAGGAGCCGCAGCAGCAGCAGCAGGAGCUGCAGCAGGAGCCGCAGCAGCAGCAGGCCGCGCUGCAGCAGCAGCAGCAGCAGCUGCAGCAGCAGCAGCAGCAGCUGCAGCAGCAGCUGCACGCAGUGGAGGCCGCGCUGGCCUCUGGUGCUGCUGUGCUGCAGUUCCUGCGGCUGCGGGUCCGCCCCAUAGUAGAGUCCAGUUUGCUGCUGCUGCACCCCGCGUGGCAGCUGACGGAGCAGCAGCAAGCGCUGGCCUUAGUUGCUGCUGCAGUGGACUCGGAGGUGCAGCAGCGGCUGCUGUCCCCCUUCCAAGCAGUAGUAGCAGCAGCAGCAGCAGCAGCAGCAGGGGGGCGCCGCGGGGGCCCCCACAGACGCAGGGGGGCCCCCCGGGAGGCCCUAGAGGCCCUGACGCGGCUGGGCAGCUGCAGCAGCUGCAGCAAACGGGAAGUUUGCUGCUUCCAAAGGGGGAUGCUGGAAAUACAGUUCCAGGCGCACAAGGGAGCAGCAGCAGCAGCAGCUACUGCUGCUGCUGCUGCUGCGCCCGCUGCUGCUGUUGCUGCUGAGGAAGAGGACGAGGUUGCACUCUGCUGGGAAGCAGCAGCAGAUCUGCUGCUGCAGCAGCAGCGGGCCCCCCUGGCGCUCCCGCUGCUGCAGCAGCACGUGCUGCGGCUGAGGUACGGCCUAGUGACCGACGAAGACACAGUAGAAGCAGCAGCAACAGAGGCCCACAUGCAGCAGCAGCAGCAGCAGCAGCAGCAGCAGCAGCACCUCCCAAGCUCCCUCGUUCGGGCCAAGCUGCUCGCUAUGCUGCCGGUCUCCCCCGACCGUUUGCUGCCGCUGCCGCUGGAGACGCAGCGUUUGCUGCACGAGGCCUUGCGAGCCUCAGCAUGCAGCAGCAGCAGCAGCAGCAGCAGCAGCAGCAGCAGCAGCAGCAGCGAAGCAAACGACAGCUGCAUAGAGGAAGCUCUGAAUGAGGGCAGCAGCAAGUCUUGGGGGCCGUUUACGCUCUAUCCCAUAGACUUGCAGCCCCUGCUGCUGCAGACAGGUCCACAGCCGCCGCCAGAAUCAGCAGCAGCAGCAGCAGCAGAUGCGACGCCGCAGCAGCAGCAGCAGCAGCAGCAGCAGCAGCGGGUCAGGCCACCACCCCUGCCGCUGGUGACGCUGCAGCCGCAGGGGCUUCCUUUCAGUCGAAACUUUUUCAGCGAUUUCUUUGACGGCCGCAACACGAGGCCUUGUGAUUUGCGGCCAUUGGCGCAGCAGCAGCAGCAGCAGCAGCAGCAGCAGCAGCGGCAACUCCAGAGGCUGAAGCAGAUGCACCUGCACGCGGCACUUCUGGAGCAUAUUGCUGCUGUGGCCGGAGAGAAGGCUGCAGCGCUGAGCAGCAGCAGCAGCGGGGACGAAGCAGAAGCGGCUGCCACAGCUGCUGCUGCUGCUGCUGCUGCUGCUGCUGCUGCUGCUGCCGCUGCGCAGGCACAGACAGCUGGCAAGCGCAGCGAGUUCCUCCCGCGAGGGCUGCUGCUGCUGGCCGUGGAGCACCCAGCAGCAGAAGACCUGACGCAGCUGGCGCUGCAGCAGCAGCAGCAGCAGCAGCAGCAGACGCAGAAGCCUGCUGCUUCUUCAGGCCCAGCAGCUGCGGACUUCGGGCUGGAUGAGUGCAGCAACCCCGAGCUGCUGGAGCGGGUGCUGCGGAAGCUGGAAGCAGGCGCUGCAGCGACAGCAGCAGCAGCAACAGCAGCAGCAGCAACAGCAGCAGCAGCAACAGUGGGCGGCCGCCUCUUUUGCUUCUUCGCCCUGCAGCCAGACAUUCAGACGGGCCAUCCGCUGCACAGCUGCGGCUGGACCUUCAACGGAGGUGGCGCCGUUUUGGCUUCUGUUGCUGCGUCUCAGCAGCAGCAAGAGCAGCAGCAAAAGCAGCAGCAGCAGCAGCAGCAGCAGCAGCAGCAGCAGCAGCAGCAGCGGAGGUGGGUGCCGCGGGCGUUUCUCCUGGGCGUGGAUGUUGGCUAUUUGGGUUCCCUCGAGAUCCCGUCUUACGACAACGGCUUUGCUGCGUGGGCAGCGGCUUCCGAGCAGCAGCAGCAACAGCAGCAGCAGCAGCAGCAGCAGCAGCAGCAGCAGCAGCAGCUGCAGCCAGUGCGGAACCCCCUCGCAGGCCCCUUGCUGCAGUUCGACAGCGCCUGGCUCGAAUGGCUGGGAAGUGCGGCGCUGCCGCUGCGCGUUUUGCUGUCGCUGUUUUGGCCGCUGCGGGCGCGGCUGCCGCUGCUGCCCCACAGCCUCAGCAGCAGCAGCAGCAGCAGCAGCAGCAGCAGCAGCAGCAGGAAGAGCGGCGCUGCUGCUGCUGCCUACACCGGCAAAGUCGGCGUGCCCCGCCCGCUGUGGCUGCCCUUCAGCGAGCAGUGGGGCCACUUCAUGGCCUACGACAUCAGCGUGAAGCUCAGCCCCGUGCAGCAGCCUCCCAGCAGCAGCAGCAGCAGCAGCAGCAGCAGCAGCAGCAGCAGCAGCAGCAGCGGGCAUCCGUGGUGGCUUCCGACGUUUGCUGCUCCCGACUUCGUGUGGCUGCUGGCCUGGCCCUCCACGUCUGACGGGGGCGUGGCCCUGAGCCGCGUGGCAGUCAACAAGAGGCCAGCGCUGGCAGCAGCAGCAGCAGCAGCUGCAGCAGCAGCAGCUGCUGCUGCCGACGCAGCUGCUGCUGCUGCUGCUGAGAAAGCCCCCUCCGGCCUGCAGCUGCUGUGGCAGCUGCUGGGGGUGCCCGCCAGCAGCUCGGCGCAGCUGCAGGGCCUGCUUGCUGCUGGGGAAGUGCAGGCGGAGGCGCUUUUCAAGCAGCAGCAGCAGCAGCAGCAGCAGCAGCAGCAGCAGCAGCAGUCCUGGAUGGCCCGCUGGUUCGGCCUCCGGGACAGCGAAAGGUCCAGCAGCAUAAUGGCGCUGCGGAGGCCUCCUGCUGCUGCUUCCUCCAGUUUGCUGCUGCCGCCUCCAGGGCUGCCGCUGCGGACUCCUUCGAGGCGCUUCCGGCCUCAUUUGCUGCCGCCAAUGCAAGGCCCUGCUGCUGCUGCUGCUGCUGCUGCUGCUGCUGCUGCUGCUGACGCGCCGGCGGGGUCUGCAGCGGGCGCCUGGAAGGCGCCGCCGGAGCCCUCAGCCGCCGGCGUGGCAGCAGCGGUGACGGCAGCAGCAGCAGCAGCAGCAGGAGCUGCUGCUGCUGCUGCGGAGCCGCUAAUGGCUGUGCAGCAGCAGCUGCACGAGGCGCAGCUGGCGCUGCUGCGGGCGGAGCGGCAGCUGGCGCAGCAGCAGCAGACGCACAUGCCGCUGCUGCUGCUGCAGGACCCCGAGCCGCAGGUCCCCGCCGCCGCCUACAGCAGCAGCAGCAGCAGCAGCAGCAGCAGCAGCAGCAGCAGCAGCGAAGUGCCUUACGAGUUUGUGGUGGAAGCAAAGGUGAACUUUCUGGCUCUCUGCCGCUCUCUUUUUGUUGUUCAUUUUACAAUUUUCUUUUGGGGAGUUGCUGCCAGUGCUGCGCUGCUGUUUGGCCUGACCUGCCUCUUUCUGCUGCUGAAGUUCCGGCAGCAGCAGAAGCAGCAGCAGCAGCAGCAGCAGGAGCAGCAGCAGGAGCAGCAGCAGCAGCAGCAGCAGCAGCAGCAGGAGCAGCAGCAGCAGCAGCCGCCGCCGGAGGAGGGCAGCGGAGCCGGGACAGCAGAGGGCGGCUGGGAGAAGCGCCUUGAGAAGCUGCUGCUGCUGCUGCUGCUGCUGCUGCGGCGUUGGGGCCGCGCUGCUGCUCGCUUGGGCGCUCGGUGGAGUGCAGCAGCAGCAGCAGCAACAGCAGCAGCAGCAGACACUCUGAAGCAGCCCUCGUCUUAUCCCUUCAGCGUCUUCUGGGGCAGCCGCGGAGGCCUUGCAUACUAUUUGCUGUUCUUGUGUCUCAGCUGCGCGCUUUGCUGCUGCUGCCAGCAGCAGCAGCUGCAGCAGCUGCCGCUGCUGGGGCCCCUGAUAUUCUCGCCGACUCCGCCCACGGCCUUCGUGCCGCUGCCGCUGCCGCUGCUGCUGCAGCUGCUGCUGCUGCUGAGCUCUUCUGUCGUGCUGCUGCUGGUGCUGCGCGUGUUCUUGCUGCUGCUGCUCUGCGCGCAGCACCUGAAGCUGCCCUUCAGGGGCCCGCGGCGACGAGCAGCAGCAGCUGCUGCUGCUGCUGCUGCUGCUGCAGCAAGAGCUGCGGGCUCUUUGCUGCGCCUUUUCGGCGAGUGGCGCCGCUGCAGCAAAUAUGCCCGGAGGCGGCGGUUUGCGCCUCUGUCUUUGCGUCCCGGGCGUGCUGCUGUUGUUGCUGCUGCACCAGCAGCAGCAGCAGCAGCAGAAGCAGCAGAAGCAGCAGCAGCAGACGAGGAAGAGCCAGAUGCACUGCUGCGGCCCGCGUCUGCUGUCCUCAACCUUUCUGCUGUCGCCCUUCCAGACACGCCAGCGCGAGCAGCAGCAGCAGCAGCAGCAGCAGCAGCAGCAGGACGUGGCGCUGCUGCUGCAGAAGAUUCCGAUGCUGCUGUUGCUCUCAGCAGCAGCAGCAACCCCAGGGGAGGCAGCUGCACUUUGCUGCUGCACCCUCCGCGCAGCAGCAGCAGCUUCAGCAGCAACUCAGAAAGCUCGAGGAGGGCUGCCCCGCACCCGCGAGCAGCAGUUCGUGCAGCAGCAGCAGCAGCAGCAACAGCAGCAGCAGCAGGAACGGCACCAACAACUGCAGCAACAGCAGCAGCAAGCGUGUCAGACUCGGAAUGCACAGACCGCACGCCAGCAGCAGAAGCAAAGCAAGAAGCAGCAGCAGCAGCAGCAGCAAGGCCUCGGGGCCGCCUGGGAAAGACUUGCGGCAGCAGCUGGUGCAGCAGCUGCCAGCUAACGCGUGCUGCUGCUGCAGUGCUGCUGCUUGCUGCUGCUCUCAUUCCUUACCACUUGGUGCUGCUGCUGGUGCCUUUCACUUUAGGGCUGUUCUUCUUCGAGCAGGGCUCUGCUGCAGUUGCUGCUGCGAAGCCGCGGUGCAGCUACCACUCCAGCAGCAGCAGCUGCUGCCGCCGCCGCAGCAGCAGCAGCAGCAGCAGCAGCAGCAGCAGCAGCACGCGGGGCCAAAGGGGGCCCUGCGUGGCCGCGUGGGCAGCGGGGGAGUACCGCCAGAGCUGCGUUGCUGCGGCUUACGUGCAGCCGCUGCUGCUGCUGCUGCUGCUGCUGCUGUGCAGCGGCUUUGCUGUGCUGCGGCUGCUGCAGCUGCACACCAAAACUGAGGAAGGCAAAAGCCUCAUUGCUGCAGCAGAUGGCACUGUGGCCCACCUGCUGGCAGACUCCGCCUUAGCAGCACCGGAGCUGCAGGACUCGCUGCUGCUGGCUUGGGGUCGACAGCAGCAGCAACGCAGCUGCAGCAGGCUGCAGCAGCGACGGCAGCAACGACUGCAGCAGCACGCGCUGCAGCGACGGGCCCAGCAGCAGCAGAGCACUCAGGGCCUGGGCAGACAGCAGCAGCCGCCUGCACCGGCAGCAGCAGCACAAACGCUGCUGCAGCAGCAGCAUCUGCUGCUGCUGCUGCUUCUGCAGCUGCACACAGCGCUUGGCUGGGCGGAGGCGGCAGCCCCUGCUGCUGCUGCUGCUGCUGCUGCUGUUGCAGCAGCAGCAGCGGCAGGAGAGGAACUCGCCGUGCGGCUGCUGCGCCGCAAAGACGAGACUGUGCGGCCCCAAGACUCCAGCACGCGACGCACCAGUUGCUGCAGCAGCAGCAGCAGCAGCAGCAGCAGCAGCACGAGGCACUGCAGCGGUGGCAGCAACGUGCUGCAGCCAGCUGAGAAGCAGAAACACCCUAUUGACGCACAGCAGCAGCAACAGCAGCAGCACCUACAGCAACAGCAGCAGCAACUGCAGCAGCAACUGCAGCAGCAAUCUCAGCAGCAGCAGCAACAGCAGCAGCAGCAACAGCAGCAGCAGCAACAGCAGCAGCAGCAACAGCAGCAGCAGCAACAGCAGCAACAGCAGCAACCGCAGGCACAUCAGCAGCUCAAAGGCCGAUUAGAGAAGCAAAGACAGCCAACACACGCAAGCAACGCCUUAGCAGUGGCAGCACCGUCAGCAGCAGCGGCAGCAACACCAGCAGCAACAGCAGCAGCAGCAGCAAUGCCAGCAGCAGCAGCAGCAGCAGCAGCAGCAAAAGCCUCACCACAUCGAGCAGCUCCCUUGUGGCGCCGUGGUAAGCAGCAAUGUAAGAAAAAACGGCCUUGCAGAGAGGGCAGGAUGUCUCCCGCUGCGCCCACACCUGCGCAGCAGCAGCAGCAGCAGCAGCAGCAGCAGCAGCAACAGCAGCAGCAGCACAGCAGCAGCGGCACUUGGAGAGGAAGCAAACUGAACAGCAGGAGCGCAGGCAAGGAAGCUGGGCAGUGGCAAGCUCGGCUGCAGCUGCUGCAGCAGCAGCUGCAGCAAGGGCACGCCAGCAGCAGCUGUUCAGACCAGCCGCAGCAACACCUGCAGCAGCAGCAGCAGCAGCAGCAGCAGCAGCAGCAGCAGCAGCAGCGGUUGGCCAUACCUGGAUGCAGCGCAGAUGGAAGCAGUGGCUGCAUGCGUCUAUACGUGCGAGGGGCGGGGGCGGUGUGGGGCUCCCGGGGCUCUCUUUUGCUGCUGCAGCAGCAGCAGCAGCAGCAGCAGCACCUUUUCCCUGCUGCUGCCCGCAGCUGUUUGCUGCUGCAGAGCCAGGCGCUUCGCUAUGCGCCAUCCCCACUGGCUCUUCUGCGUCGGCCCCCGGCAGCAGCCCGUCCAGGCAGCAGCCUGCAGCAGCAGCAGCAGCAGCAGCAGCAGCAGCAGCAGCAGCAGCAGCAGCAGCGAGAGCAAUAUCAGCAGCAGCACGGCUAUGCAGCAGCAAACGCGCGAACAAAGUGCCCAGCAGCAGCAGCACCCCCUGAGCCCAACCCCAAGCACCAGCGGCCCCCAGCAGCAUCCACCUGCACGCGUCUGCUGCUGCUGCUGCUGCUGCUGCUGCUGCUGCUGCUGCUGCUGCUGCUGCUGCUGCUGCGCGUACCGCAAGAAAGCUCCUGCAGCUCCUGCUCUGUUGCUGCGAAGCAGCCAAACUUCUGCCGCAAAGCUUCUGCGCCUCUCAGCUUCCUUUCCCUGCGGAGAGGAGCAGCAGCAGGGGCCCCCCUGCGGCCUGAGGCCUGGCUGCUGCUGCUGCUGCUGCUGCUGCUGCUGCUGCUGCUGCUGGUGUUGCUGUCGCCCUCUGCUGCUGCUGCUGUGGCCGCGGCGCUGCUCCCGGGACUCGCGUCUCCUCCCGUGAGGAGGCAGGCAGGGGUGGCCGGGGGCGCAGCUGCUGCAGCUGCUGCUGCUGCUGCAGCCGCUCCUCAGCUGCUGCUGCCGCGGCUCGGUCGGGCGCCCGCUUGCCCAGAAGCCACAGCAGCAGGCGCUGCAGCAGCAGCAGCAGCAGCAGCAAGCAGCAGGUGGGUGUCUUUCUGCAGCAGCAGCCGGAGUGUUUCCCCAGGGCUUUCGCGGCAGCAAAGUGCCCCGUGCCUGGGCCGAAGGCGGCACGGGCGCAGCAGCAGCAGCAGCAGCAGCAGCAGCUCCCGCAGCACCGGCAGCAGCAAGGACUGCAGCAGAGAAGGGGGACGCAGCAGCAAUUCUCAGAACGCGUGGCUGCCCCCUGCUGCAGCCUUCUGCUGCAUGCAAGCUGCAGCAAAGCCCCGGGAAGGUGCGGAGCUGCUGCGCCUGGGGGAAGCAGCGGAGAGCCGCGGGCAGCUGCAGCAGCAGCAGCAGCAGCAGCAGCAGCAGCAGCAGGGCCAGCAGCAGCAAGAACAGGAAUAG